Messenger RNA from Gongylonema pulchrum, 381 nucleotides. Lineage: Eukaryota; Metazoa; Nematoda; Chromadorea; Rhabditida; Gongylonematidae. The record is from the annotation of a GenBank genome assembly.
AUGCAUCAUCAAGUCCCGGAACGCAGAUAUACCGAACUUAUCUUUAGGUCAACGUUUGUGUCAUCAGGUCACUACGGGAGCCACUGGCUUGGAGAUAAUUUCGCGCGCUGGGCCGAUUUGCGAGCCUCCAUUAUUGGCGUGAUGGAAUUCAACAUGUUCGGUAUACCAUACACCGGCGCUGAUAUUUGUGGAUUUAUCGACAACACUAACGAAGAGCUGUGCUUGCGCUGGCAUCAGCUUGGAGCCUUUUAUCCGUUUUCCAGAAAUCACAAUAGCCAAGGCAAUAUCGAUCAAGAUCCGUCAGUAUGGCCAUCAGUCGCAAGAGCUGCGCGAGAGGCGCUUCUUUUCAGAUAUUAUUAUCUCCCAUACCUCUACAGGUAA